Messenger RNA from Gossypium raimondii (Peruvian cotton), 2555 nucleotides. Its product is annotated as O-fucosyltransferase 8. NCBI's taxonomy places the organism in Eukaryota, Viridiplantae, Streptophyta, Magnoliopsida, Malvales, Malvaceae. The transcript is spliced from 11 exons. The coding region runs from base 289 to 2331 and encodes 680 amino acids. The record is from RefSeq and is a predicted model, not a curated record.
CGUUUAUAACUCACUAUCACCCACUUCCUUAACGUUUAUUUGAAUUCUUCCAUCUUCCCUGACGUUCUUAUUUUAUCAACUAUGCACCAUUUUCCUCCUUGCUUGUUCUUUUACCAACACCUCAAUCUUAUUUAGCUGAACUCAUAUUUGUCGAUGAGUCCUUGUAAGAGAAUGACAAGUACAAAAAAAUAGUAAAAUUGGCAGGUAAUGGAUUGGAAGAGUUCCUUGGUAUUGUCAUCUAAGCAUUAAUUUCCAACACCGAAUUUCUUCAGGUUUUCAGUUUAUCUUAUGUUUCUUAUUCAUGUAAAAGCAAGGAAUGAAACUCCGUUGAGAGAGAGAGACAGUUGCAUUGAAGUUUUCACAAUGGGAAAGCAAGGAUCACCGAGAUCUGCACGCCCCAUCUUGCAGAAUACUAACUCACUUUUCAGGACAAAAGAUUAUCAUAUUAGAAGCUGUUCUGAUUCUUUGGGGGCCAGUACUGAUCCUUCUAUCGGGAGGAGAAUAUUAGGGGGAGAUAACUACUGGAAUUCCAAAGUAGUAUUGCUCCAUGGUUUGAAAGAUAAUUCCGGAAAGUUUACUCCUUGCAAGGGUGUUUAUGUUGGGAAAAAGCAUACAUGGUUUGGCCGGAAUGUGAAGCCAAUUGCUUUCAUAUUGGUGUUGAUGGCUUCUCUGUUCUUGCUUGAUUCUCUGAUGGUGUCAGUUUUUGGUUCAAUAAACCUUCAAGGCAGUUCACCUACAAUACCCUCCGAUGCCCAUGAGGAUCCGGGAUGGUCAUGGAGUGUUAAGGGAAAUAAAGGAUCCGGUUGGUAUGCACUUCCCUACAUGUAUGCUAAGGACGAUAAUGUUGUCUCUAUUCAUGAAGAAAGACCAACGGUUCAGAUGUAUGGCAGGCUUCUCAAAUUGGCUUCCAUGGUUCUUGCAGAGAAGGAGUUUAAGCAAGACAGUUUGAACUUUUGGAACGAACCUUACCAUCACGCAUCCAAAUGGAAGCCCUGUGCAGAUAAAAAAUAUCGAACAACCCCAGGGAAGCCUGAUAAAAGCAAUGGCUAUAUAAUGGUCAGUGCAAAUGGUGGCCUUAAUCAACAAAGAGUAGCUAUUUGCAAUGCAGUAGCCGUGGCAUCUUUACUCAAUGCAACUCUAGUUCUUCCUAAAUUUCUUUACAGCAAUGUAUGGAAGGAUCCUAGCCAGUUCGGUGACAUCUAUCAAGAAGACUAUUUUAUGCGCAUCUUGAAAGAUGAUAUAGAUAUUGUAAAGGAACUUCCUCCACAUUUGAAGCCCUUAGAUAUUGAAGCCAUGGGUACCCUAAUUACUGACGCAGAUAUAGUGAAGGAAGCAAAGCCGGAUGAUUAUAUUACCAGUGUACUUCCCCUCCUUCUGCAGAAUAGAGUGGUUCAUUUCCUUGGAUUCGGCAAUCGACUUGGCUUCGACCCAUUGCCUCCUCACCUCCAGAGAUUGAGGUGUAAAUGUAACUUCCAUGCAUUAAAAUUUGUGCUGAAAAUCCAAAAAGUUGGGUCACUAUUAAUCAAAAGGAUAAAGAAAUACUAUGCUGCACCUCGUCAGUUGGAUAAACAACUGCUAGGAGAUUUCGCACCCGGAAUUUCCCCCAAACAGCAUAAUAUUGCAAGAGGCCCAUCCAGAUAUCUUGCCUUACACUUGAGAUUUGAAGAGGAUAUGGUUGCAUAUUCCCUAUGUGAUUUUGGUGGUGGAGAUUAUGAGAAAAAGGAACUUGAAGCCUAUAGAGAUGUUCAUUUUCCACUGCUCAUUGAGCGCUUAAAGAACUCAAAGCCUGUUUCUCCAGUGGAAUUGAGGAAGCUGGGGAGAUGUCCAUUGACACCUGAAGAAGCAGCACUUGUUCUUGCUGCUCUCGGUUUCAAGCCUGAAACUUAUAUUUAUCUUGCAGGGUCUCAAAUAUAUGGGGGAAGUUCCAGGAUGCAACCCUUUACCAGUUUGUACCCCAACCUAGUGACAAAGGAAACACUGCUCACCUCCAGUGAACUUGCUCCCUUCAAAAACUUCUCUUCUCAGCUAGCAGCAUUGGACUUCAUUGCUUGUGCAACUUCAGAUGUCUUUGCUAUGACAGACUCUGGAAGCCAACUAUCAUCUCUGGUAUCCGGGUUCCGAACUUACUAUGGUGAUGGGCAUGCUCCAACCUUGAGGCCCAAUAAGAAGAGGUUAGCAGCAAUUUUGUCAGAGAAUAGAACCAUAGGAUGGAAUACUUUUGAAGAUAGAGUAAGAAAGAUGAUCGAGGAAGGUCAAAGAGUACAGUUGAGGGGAUCUGGUCGAAGUAUUUAUCGACAGCCAAGGUGCCCAGAAUGCAUGUGCAGAUCUUAGUAGAUGAUUAUCAGGAAAUGCGAAGAUCAAAGGCCAGACAUGCCAGUUUAUUGCAAAGUCACAUUGGCAUCACUUUCUCUCAUUUUUUUCUUUCAUGAUUACUUCAUUCCUUUGAUUUAAAGUGUUAAUAUUCAAUAAUUUUGUAUAUGAUUAUUCAAGAUUUCUUCAUCAUGUAAGUUUACCGGAUUGCUAAUUAAAAAUGCCUAGAGAAGAAUUAUGGUUGA